Messenger RNA from Notechis scutatus (mainland tiger snake), 1016 nucleotides. NCBI's taxonomy places the organism in Eukaryota, Metazoa, Chordata, Lepidosauria, Squamata, Elapidae. The record is from RefSeq and is a predicted model, not a curated record.
AUGGCGGUGGUCUUCCUCACUACCCCCGCCCUCAUCUUGCUUGCCUGCCAGUCAGCUCUGGAGCAGGAAACAACAUUUUGUUUCUCCAUCUCAUUGCAGUCCCUGAUUGUGCCUGGAAAGAGUCCGACGCGGAAGAAAUCCGGCCCAUUCGGUUCCCGGCGGAGCAGCGCCAUCGGCAUUGAGAACAUCCAGGAAGUGCAGGAGAAAAGGGAGAGCCCGACGGGCAGUGCGAAGACGCCAGACGGCAGCCCCACCGGCCAGGAGCCAAAGUCCGGGACCUCCUCCAAUCAGAGCUCGCCAGAGAUGCCCACCACCAAGAACAGGCCAUAUCCGGUGAUGCCCAAGGUGGAAGCCGGGGGCGAAUCCUCCCGCUCUUCUUCCAGCGCCAGCAGCUUUGGCAGCAUGGUGGAGGACACCGAAGGCUGUCGGGAUGAUGCAAGCGGGGAGAGCCACUUCCCCUCGACGCAUUCCCACAAGCGCGAUUCCUUCGUCUACAGCACGUGGCUGGACGACAGCGCCAGCACGCCCAGCGGGGGCAGCUCUCCAGGCCCCUCGCGCUCCCCCCAGCCGGACCCCAGGAAGCCCACGGACCCGCCUUGCCCGGAGAUCCAGAUCCAGCUCGAACACGCGGACCAGCAGCCCCCCCACCUGAGCUGCUAACCUCCCUGCUGUCUCGUGGAUGUGCCUCUUGAGCAGCUCACGGCAAAGAAGCACAAGCCAAGGUGACGGCGGAGAAGCCCUCCUCUUCAUCUCGGGCCACACGACGACGAUGACGACCCUCCCAACCAGCAAGUCCCGCUCCCCCUGACCCUACAUUUUAAGCAGCUGCUUCUCUUCUCCCUUCCGGCUACGUCCAGCGGCUUCCUUCCAUCGCGGUGCAAGGGACGGCAUUCCUUCUGGGCCCUGGACUCUCUGGGCCUCCAUUUCUCCCCCUCCUCACCCACUUCCAUGAGCUGUGCUCAAAGAUGCCCCCCUCCCCAGUUCCAUCCCUAACCCAAACCCUCGUGGAGUCCAAA